Lepidothrix coronata (blue-crowned manakin) is the source of this 3015-nucleotide messenger RNA. RefSeq names its product ankyrin repeat domain 28 (gene ANKRD28). Bases 1397 to 2839 code for a protein of 480 amino acids. Lineage: Eukaryota; Metazoa; Chordata; Aves; Passeriformes; Pipridae. Gene Ontology annotation, molecular function: protein binding. The transcript is spliced from 15 exons. The record is from RefSeq and is a predicted model, not a curated record.
CAGGCUGCAGUCGCUGCUCUCCAGGCUGCUGCUCAGGGGGAACGCUGCCGUGCCAGUGGCUUCUGCUCUGCUCCUACGGACUCGGACAACCAGGUUAUUUUUUGAGCUUUGCAAGGCUAUCUGCUGAUUGUAUAAUUCAGUUUGUCAAGGAAAAAAACCUGAUAAGCAGAAGCUCUUGCUGAAGAGGAGAAUCUGGUUGGCGCAGUGACAGAUGUUCGAAUAAAGAAGUUGGCUCAGAGAAGACGUACGGGGUCUGAUUUUUUUUUUCUUUUUUUUUUUUCCUCCCCCUCAAUCUGAAUGAAGACUAUCAUGGGAACCGCAUUCACAUGGUGAUCAAAAGAAACACUUGAGUGAUGAACUGCUUUUGCAGAAGUCGUCUAAGGCAGUAAUUUGAGCUUUUGUGUGCGGUAGCUAGCUUGUUUUGUUGAAGCAUUCCUCCUCAAGAGUAUUUCUGCCUUGCGAAUUCCCCGAUGGAGAAGCCACAGCUACUGCCCGGUAAAGGAAAAAUGAACGCUCCGCAUUGCUCGUGUCCCUGAUGGAGUAACACCGGCUGCGUCGCUAUCGUUUGGGGAGGCUGGAUUCCACCGGCAACAUUAUUCAAGGAGUUCAUUGUCCCUGUGGUCUGACUCAUCGCAUGUAAAUGUGCUGCAGCCGUGCUGCACGUUGCAGCUAUUUUUCUUGCAUGGGAAAGAAUUAUUUUCCUCUGAGCAGGUCCUGAAUAGCUGCUGGAACCGAGAUGCGUUUUUUUGGCCGGGCUGUUUGUGGCUUUGAGAGAGGAAGCUGUAGAACGGCAGGAUGAUCAGGGGGCGCGUUUAUUUUCAGUCACCAGAAGGGCUGCGACGGUUGGUUUAGAACUGACCUUGCGGGAGUGGGGAAUAGCUGCGGCCGCCUCUUUCGAGGCAAUUGUUCCUUGUUCUGUCCUCGGUAGGACCGAGUCUUGUCUUCUGCAACAAUGAUUUCACUGUGGGGGUAGAAGGACGCUGUGGAAGUUGUGACAUUAACAAAGACAAAUUUGCUCGUGAAAGGACAGCUGUGUGCGACAGUGAGUGCUGUUCGAAUGGAAUUGGAUCUUGGGAUAUUUUUAUCAGCUGUUCCACAGUUUCGUUAUUGUGGUUUCGAUGCCUAGGGAAUUUUUAUUUUUAAAAGAACAACUUUUUUUCAGCAGUGUCUUGAACGUCUCAGGGUGCUUAAAUCUGAAAAAUGAAGUGUGAGGGGGGAUUGGAAUGUCCCUUUUUAAAUGCAAAUACAACAGCGGUAGCACUCGCAAGUUUGUGAGGGCAUGUGAAACAGGUGAAAGUAUUUCCUCUAUGGUCCCUACUGCUAUACCUGCCGUCUGGUUCCAAAAAUACCACUUCUAGCAUUUUUUUGUUUGCUUUUGCUUACUCAAACGGUUCGAAUGAGUCGAGUCUGUAUUGUUGUUUUGGAGGAGGAGGAAGAUGAUUCUCCCACAUUUAUUUCCAAUUUGCCUCAGGAAAAUUUAUCUUUACGUCCAUCGCCCUCUGGAAAUGUGCUGCCACCAUUGGUUCAAGCUAUAUUUAAUGGAGAUCCUGAUGAAGUUCGAGCACUAAUAUUCAAGAAAGAAGAUGUUAAUUUUCAGGAUAAUGAGAAAAGGACCCCUUUACAUGCUGCUGCCUAUCUGGGAGAUGCAGAAAUUAUUGAACUGCUUAUUUUAUCUGGAGCUAGAGUUAAUGCCAAAGACAGCAAAUGGUUGACUCCUUUACACAGAGCUGUAGCAUCUUGUAGUGAGGAUGCUGUUCAGGUGUUGUUAAAGCAUUCAGCAGAUGUCAAUGCUCGUGAUAAAAACUGGCAGACACCGCUACACAUAGCAGCUGCAAACAAAGCUGUGAAGUGUGCUGAAGCUUUGGUGCCUCUCCUAAGCAAUGUAAAUGUGUCUGAUCGAGCAGGCAGAACUGCAUUGCAUCAUGCAGCCUUCAGUGGACACGUUGAGAUGGUCAGUUUACUGUUGUCUAGAGGGGCCAAUAUUAAUGCAUUUGACAAGAAAGACAGACGAGCUAUACAUUGGGCAGCAUAUAUGGGUCAUAUUGAAGUUGUGAAAUUACUCGUGACCCAUACAGCUGAAGUGACAUGCAAAGAUAAGAAAUCAUAUACACCCUUACAUGCUGCAGCAUCUAGUGGGAUGAUCAGUGUAGUCAAAUAUCUUCUGGAUCUUGGCGUUGAUAUGAAUGAACCAAAUGCCUAUGGAAAUACUCCUCUCCAUGUAGCUUGUUACAAUGGGCAAGAUGUUGUAGUGAAUGAACUCAUAGACUGUGGUGCUAAUGUAAAUCAAGUAAAUGAGAAGGGGUUUACACCUUUGCACUUUGCCGCUGCAUCAACACAUGGAGCAUUGUGUUUAGAGCUUUUGGUCUGCAACGGUGCAGAUGUAAAUAUAAAGAGUAAAGAUGGGAAAACACCUUUGCACAUGACAGCCAUCCAUGGUAGAUUUUCAAGAUCCCAAACCAUCAUUCAAAAUGGAGCUGAAAUAGACUGUGAAGAUAAGAAUGGAAAUACGCCUUUGCACAUAGCAGCUAGAUAUGGCCAUGAGCUAUUAAUCAACACACUGAUUACGAGUGGUGCUGACACUGCAAAGCGGGGUAUACAUGGGAUGUUUCCUCUCCAUUUGGCAGCAUUAAGUGGAUUUUCAGACUGCUGCAGAAAGCUCCUCUCAUCAGGUUUUGACAUUGACACACCAGAUGACUUCGGCAGGACUUGUCUUCAUGCAGCUGCAGCUGGAGGGAAUUUGGAGUGCCUAAAUCUUCUGCUAAAUACUGGUGCAGACUUCAACAAAAAGGACAGAUUUGGAAGUGCCUGUUUGCCCUUGUGGGAUCUGGAGCUAGUGUGAAUGACCUUGAUGAGAGGGGUUGUACACCUCUGCACUAUGCAGCUGCAUCAGACACAGAUGGGAAGUGCCUGGAAUACUUGCUAAGAAAUGAUGCCAAUCCGGGGAUCCGAGACAAACAAGGAUACAAUGCAGUUCAUUAUUCAGCGGCUUAUGGUCAUCGCUUGUGUCUUGAAUUG